AUGGCGAGUCACGUGUCGCUACCGAGCGCUGGUCCCGGGCCGGUGAAGACGCAACUCGCUACCUCGCCUGCGGCCCUCGGCGUCGCCUACGCCACAGCGCUGGAAGGGUCCCGAGUGCUGCACCGCCUCAUGCGCGCCGUCGAUCAUGUCGAAACAUCGCAUCCACGACGCGGCCUCCGGUUGAAACACAUGCCAGAGCUGCCCGUCGUCAUGGCUGCCCGCCAGCUUUGGAUGGCGCGACUCUGCGGUGCUUCAGUACGCGCCGAGACAGAUGCGACAUCGCGGCCCAUCAAGGGCCUCUGGUGGCAGUCGUCGUCGAAUCCAGCAGCCCAAUGA
Messenger RNA from Mytilinidion resinicola, 336 nucleotides. RefSeq lists its product as uncharacterized. The transcript has a single exon. The record is from RefSeq and is a predicted model, not a curated record. NCBI's taxonomy places the organism in Eukaryota, Fungi, Ascomycota, Dothideomycetes, Mytilinidiales, Mytilinidiaceae. Bases 1 to 336 code for a protein of 111 amino acids.